Molecule: messenger RNA, 2347 nt
Organism: Oncorhynchus gorbuscha (pink salmon)
Lineage: Eukaryota; Metazoa; Chordata; Actinopteri; Salmoniformes; Salmonidae
Product: transcription factor E2F3-like
Exons: 7
Coding region: 233-1381 (382 amino acids)
Biological process (GO): regulation of transcription by RNA polymerase II
Cellular component (GO): RNA polymerase II transcription regulator complex
Molecular function (GO): RNA polymerase II cis-regulatory region sequence-specific DNA binding; protein dimerization activity; DNA-binding transcription factor activity, RNA polymerase II-specific
Source: RefSeq, a predicted model, not a curated record
AAAACAUUCCCGGGAAAUCCGAGUUUCGCGUGAGGGCCCUUCGUUGAUAAACUGCAUCCCAUAAUUCACUUGUCAUUUUCAGGCAGCAGGAGUGGAUCUUGCGACCUAAUAAAAUCCGUUGCAUCGUCCCUGUUUUAGAAACGUAUCGUGUAUCAAAUUGUAACGAACGGGCAUGUAAGAUAUUAGUUUAACGAUAUCCCUGAUUAUAUAUAUAUUUUUUUUUCUCGAAUCGAUGCGGAUUUUGAAGAAGAAAAAAAAAGUGCUCCAAAGUAGCGGAGGGACAAAAGGACAUUCGCGCCUGAUGAUGAGAAAAGGGGGAGCCUCUGUCCCGGAGAAAGUCCUAAUUUCAGGGGUCGGGGGCUCCUCCAUGGACCAAAACCGCACAGUUCUGACCCAGUACGCCAAUGAUCAGAUCUUAACCCCUCCGCCCUGUCCGAACCAGACUAAUAAUGUCGGUGUCCCAGACUGGACCGAGAGUCCGCUAUACACUACUACCCCCAUCGGGGUGUCUACAGACGAGACCGGACAGCGACCACCCCUCGGAAGACACCCGACGAAGCGUCGGUUGGAGCUGGAGGAGAGUGAUCAACAGUACACCAGUGAGACGAACAGUGGCUCCAGAGCUAAGCGAGCCACCAGGCUCUCCCUCAGAGGACCCAAGACUCCCCCCUCCACGUUAGAGAAGACCAGGUAUGACACUUCUCUAGGCCUCCUGACCCAGAAGUUUGUCCAGCUGCUGGCCCAGUCCAGUGACGGGGUAGUGGACCUCAACCGGGCCGCGGAGUCCCUCAAGGUGAGGAAGAGGCGCCUCUAUGACAUCACCAACGUCCUGCAGGGGGUGCAUCUCAUCAAGAAGAAGUCUAAGAACAACAUCCAAUGGAUGGGCUCUAGCCUGUCUCCACAGGGAGUUGCCAGGGUCCAGACCCCUGGCUCUGUGGGUGAAGAGCUACUGGAGUUGGCCCAGGAGGAGAAGAGACUGGAUGAACUCCUACACAUCUCUACACGCAUCGUCCAACAGAUAACUGAAGACACACCCACAAGGAAGUUUGCAUACAUAUCGUAUGAGGAUGUGAAGAGGAUUCCUAGUCUCAAGGACCAGACGGUCAUUGUGGUCAAAGCCCCUGCUGAAACCAGACUAGAGGUGCAAGACCCUGCAGAGAGUCUCCAGGUCCACCUGAGCAGUACCCAGGGUCCAAUAGAAGUCUUCCUUUGCUCUGAUGACCACGCCACCUCCUCCACGCUGAACAACGUGGCACUGAAUGGAAAAGGACAUCCCUCUUCAUCGUAUGUCAACGGAAACUCCUCUUUGUCCGUCUUCAAGGUGUCACAGGGAUGUCGACCAGGAGCCCUUUGUCCCCCUCUCUCCCUCCAUCCUCUUUGAGGACGACUACAUGCUCAGCCUCGGGGAAGACAACUUGUUCUCCUACGACCUGGACGAGCUUCAACUGGAAGACCUGCUCUGUAACUGAGUGAAAUGGAAACUCGGCGGCCAUUUUGGGGUGUUUUGAUUUUGGAGCCAUGUUAUUGGCCCCAAUGUGGUCAUUUACAGUAUAAUGAACUGAUGUAUCCUAUAGCCCAGUGGUUUCAGCAGCCAUUUUGGAGCAAUGCUUUUUCUUGACAUCCUGGACUGGAUCGCUCAUAGAGAACCUGCUGUGUAAUUGACCUUGAAUGUGAAAAUACCUGUUCUUGGUAUAGAUGUGAAGGAAGUAAGCCUACGUUGCCAUCCGGACAAAUGUGGCAGGCCAGCACAAACACAAGCUGUCUAGGAGGGGGAGAAUUCUGUGGCUGAACGAACAGACAAACCCCUUCUCAAAGCCUGUCUUUCUGGUGAGACCUGCACUGACAGGCAAACCAACAUUCUCUAAACAAUCCCUCACUCCCCUUAGCAGACCGUUAUGUCUUCUUGAUGAACUGUUCUCGUCUGAACACACAGAUUGUCCCUAACAGAGAUGGGUUAUGGAUAUCAACCCCCUGGACACAGAUUCUUACCCAUAUCUUCCACUGUGUGACUUAUCUGUCAACCUGUGUUUAAUAAUGUGAUGUAGUGGACCCUACCCGGCCAUGUCCUGGUUCUCGGGUUCACCAGAAGCGAGCAGACCUCAUAUCUAGGCCCCAGGAUGGGGACGUCUGCCUGGGCGUCGAUGGUACCUGAGUCCCUUGGUCUUCCACAUGGAGCCUUCUGACCCAACACGGGGAAGAGACUCACUGGUAUUGUUAGGAUAACCAGAGUAUGUAGAGAUGGCCCUAGCAUCCCAAAUGGCACCCUAUUCCCUAUAUAGUGCACUACUUUUUUUUAUCAGGGCUCUGUUCAGAAGUAGUGCACUAUAUAGGGAAUGGGGUGCCAUUU